AUGUCGCCUACUCAAGUCAUGAUGAGGCCAUGCCGUUCGCCCUUCCAGCUGGACGGAUCAUCAGAGACAUACUUCAUGAGGUACCCUGGAUCAGCCGCGCUCCCGUCUCCUUCGGUUGAGCCUCUCCCCACCAAGCAGGAGCUCCUCGAACUGUGCGACACCGUCCGAACCUCUCUCCGCCAAAACAGAAGCCUGGGCCUCAAUGCAGACAGGAUCCAGAGCCUCCUCGAGAGGGCUCUCAAGGAAGAGCUGCGCCACACCCCGAUCCUCGAUUUCGAGACUCUCCAGUACGCCCGCCUCGACAGGCUCCUCGCCGACAUCCUCGACCCCGCCAACCGUCCUUCACCGCUACCUCUCCGCUUCCGUGCCGACAUGGCCGUCGCCGAGAGCUUGCAAAAGAUGUGGCGCGCGCGCUUCCGCGACCAGUACUUCGCCAUCGACCAAGUCCGCCAGCGCAGCCUCUCCGUCGGCGGCGAGAUGCGCGACAUUAGCUUUACCGCUACCGGCAAGGAUCCCCUCGAGUCCUGGACCGUCCAGGCUAGUUGCCGAGACCCCAUCUCCGAGCUCGAGGUAAACCAGCAGUUCGAGCCUGGCCACUGGUGGCUGAACCUGGCCUGCGCCCACCGCGACGGCAUCCUUGGCACCGCAGUCGAGAAGCCUACCAAGAGCAAGUACGGCAUCACUGCCCUUCCUCUCCUCACCGGCCGGGAGGAGCACAUCCGCGGAAACCUCUACCGAUACGUCCGCGAGGGUCGUCUGUCCGACAUGCACGUCUCCCUCCUCACCCAAGUCGGUACCCAGAUCCGCAUCCUCAGGGGCUACCGCCUCAAGAGCACCCUCGCUCCCCAGGCUGGUGUGCGAUACGAUGGCCUAUACACCAUCCGCCAGUACGGCAACAAGCUGGACGCCACCACCGACAAGUACCGCCUCGAGCUCCUUCUCGAGCGUGUUAACGGCCAGAAGGACCUCGAGCAGGUGCAGCAGAUCCCCCGCCCGUCGCAGAUCGACGACUGGCAGGCGUUUAAGAAGGUCGAGGCCGAGAUGGUCCGCCAGCGCAAGGGGGACGACGGCCUGCUCGACUUCAAGAUGCGCAAGGAGGAGGAGCGCAUCGAUCGCGAGCACUGGAGGCGCGCGAGCGAGUUCAAGGCCUCUCUUUGCCAGGAGGGAUGCGCCAGCAUGGGUAAAAACGACAAGAAGCCCGCCGACAAGAAGGACGGCGGAAAGUCCGGCGGUGGCAAGAAGGGAGGCAAGGGCGAGAGCGAGGACAAGGGCGGCAAGGCGAAGGGCGCGCAGUCCAUCAACGUCCGCCACAUUCUGUGCGAGAAGCAUGGAAAGAAGGAGGAGGCGAUGGCCAAGAUCAGGGACGGUGCCAAGUUUGACGAGGUUGCGAGGGAGUUCUCUGAGGACAAGGCCAGGCAAGGAGGCUCGCUGGGUUGGAAGACGAAGGGUAGCUUGGACCCCAAGUUCGAGGACGUCGCUUUCGCUCUAGCGACAAGCUCAACGUCAAGCCCCGUCAUUGGGGAGGCGAAGACGGAGUUUGGUUACCACAUCAUCAUGGUAGAGGGAAAGAAGUAG
Colletotrichum gloeosporioides is the source of this 1575-nucleotide messenger RNA. Its product is annotated as Peptidyl-prolyl cis-trans isomerase pin4. Gene Ontology annotation, molecular function: DNA binding; peptidyl-prolyl cis-trans isomerase activity. The coding region runs from base 1 to 1575 and encodes 524 amino acids. NCBI's taxonomy places the organism in Eukaryota, Fungi, Ascomycota, Sordariomycetes, Glomerellales, Glomerellaceae. Gene Ontology annotation, biological process: rRNA processing. The transcript has 8 exons. The record is from RefSeq and is a predicted model, not a curated record.